CAGCCCUGCAUGCAGCUUUGCACCUUCAUCCAUCCCUGAUUCGAGUUCCUUUCAGCUUGAUGACACAGGACCAAGGUCAAUUUCUGGCAGCAAUGAUCAACUUGGCGCUCGCUUUAUAGGCAGAACUUCGAGUACGAAGGGCAGAUUGUUCGCCUUCCCUACCCUGCGCCCCGGCCUGCUCAGAAGCGAUGACUAGCUUCGACGGCAGCGCCAAUGGAAUAGCAACGCCACGAUUCGCAUUGCAGCAGAAUGAGGACUCGAUGACAAUCACAGCUUGGUGCACACCGUCAGCAGACAGCAGCAACCACAGCGCAGACAAAGAACCUCGCGCCAUCGCAGAAGGGCGCACGUUUGGACUUGUCCAUCGCGCUUACUAUCUACCUCUCGUCCUACCCCUGCCCUGCAAAGGCGUCAGGCACUACUCAGUGUCAGGAGAUGCCGUCACUGUCACGAUCGACAAGGCAUCUGCAGGCCUUUGGAAUCUCGAAGAGGUUGUGCCCGGAAUCGCGCCAGAGCUCCAUGUAGGCUCGACGCAGCGUCAAGCGAAUGAUGGCCCGGAUGUCAUCUCUGAUGCUGUUAGUCGAGCAAAUGAGAGUGCUUCCUCAGAUCACAGGCUGGCCCUGGUCGACGAAGAGUCAACAACGUCCGCAGACUGUGUGCCAGUCGAGCAGCUUCCCAGUGACAGCUUGGUAAGAGCACCUCGAGUACUCGCAGAAGCGAGAUCACAAGUGCACGAGCAGCCUUGGGACGAAGAUAGAGACGCCAAUAGGCGGUCAGAGGAGGCCGAGAAGCGAGAGGACGAGUGCUGGAAUGAAGAUUGGUACUUGGACAACUACGCAGAUGAAGCUGGAGAGGUAGCUGCGUGCUUGGCCUGGCAGCCAAGCCAUCUUGUAAUGGAGUCACAUCCGCUUGCGCUAUCGCGAGAUGACCAGCCGCAACUUGACCCCUUGCACUUGUUGUUGAUUGAAUUGCUCUUUGCGCAGUGCUACGACGAGCGAAGCAAUCAAGGCGACACGUCGGUAGAGAGCGGCUGGACCAUCUCGGUGCUUUGCAGAUCACUAGUCGCUAGCUACCUGCCUCGAGAAACGGACAGCUCGGAGCAAUGCGUCACUGCAGCGCUCCGUGUCUCCUUCAGAAGAGCCUUGACGAAACCUCUGUACCGGAGCUGGUCACUCGCCACUGUCGUCGCCCACGACGUGCGGACAAUCUUGGGCGCUGGUUCAUCGUCGAUCCGAACACGUCUUCAGCUCAUUCGCGAUUGUCUCGAGGAAGGAGCAGCAGGGGGCGACGAUGCUAUGGAAAUUUACGUGAAGGACGUCGUAGGACCCUUGGCGAUGUGGCACGAGUCCCAACCUCAGGAGAGCUAUGAACGACUGGCUGCUCUCGUCCACAAGGCGAGCGAAGAGCUGACUCGCUCUGAUGUAGGAGGACCGUUGUGGGAUCUGGACACUUUGGAACGAGCAGCGGACGAGGUGCUCGCCGAGGAGGAGCAAUGAAUCAGUCCGGUCCCACAAAUGCAAGGUGACUUGUUCGAGCCAUUGCUACUGUUCAGCGGGAUCGGAU
Ceraceosorus guamensis is the source of this 1563-nucleotide messenger RNA. RefSeq lists its product as hypothetical. Gene Ontology annotation, cellular component: nucleoplasm; cytoplasm. Bases 189 to 1496 code for a protein of 435 amino acids. Lineage: Eukaryota; Fungi; Basidiomycota; Exobasidiomycetes; Ceraceosorales; Ceraceosoraceae. The transcript has 4 exons. The record is from RefSeq and is a predicted model, not a curated record. Gene Ontology annotation, biological process: box H/ACA snoRNP assembly.